AUGGUCGGAAUUGCGGUGAUCAAGGAUGGUCCUGUGAGCACGAAAAGAGUCGUUCCAGAUAUCGGAGAGCGAAUUGGGCAGAUUCAAAACACUCAUUUCGGGAGGGUAUUUGAAGUGUCAACUAAACCCGAUGUCAGCAAUAUGGCAUACGCUUCGAGGAGCGCGUUGCCAUUCCACACCGAUUUUACAUCGCUGUCUGAUCCUCCACAGCUUCAAAUGCUGCACAUGGUUGAGCGCGCUGAACAGGGUGGCAAUAGCAUGUUUGUCGAUGGUUUUCACGUGGCAGAGCAGGUUUGC
Molecule: messenger RNA, 297 nt
Organism: Ostertagia ostertagi
Lineage: Eukaryota; Metazoa; Nematoda; Chromadorea; Rhabditida; Trichostrongylidae
Source: the annotation of a GenBank genome assembly